CUUCCCAAUGCUCCUCCCUGCCAAAGAAAGACAUCGCUGGAACACCAACGAGAGACGACAGAGCAUCUGCCAUUGUGGUUUCCCAGUUUUUUUGAACUCGUCAUCUGAACCUUGACCUUCGUCAUAACCUUGGAGAUUGCGGCCUACCUGAUUACGUUUGAAAAACAUGAGGAGUGGCUGACGACGUCCCCCAAAACCAGGCCGCAAAAUGGGUCUAUGAUCCUCUACAACAGGAAGAAGGUGAAGUACAGAAAGGAUGGCUACUGCUGGAAGAAGAGGAAAGAUGGGAAAACCACGCGAGAGGAUCACAUGAAGCUCAAAGUGCAGGGAGUCGAGUGUUUGUAUGGCUGCUAUGUCCACUCCUCCAUCAUUCCCACCUUCCACCGCCGCUGUUACUGGCUGCUACAGAACCCUGACAUUGUGCUGGUCCACUACCUGAACGUGCCCGCCAUAGAGGAUUGUGGGAAACCGUGCGGGCCCAUCCUGUGCUCCAUCAACACGGAUAAGAAAGAGUGGGCCAAAUGGACCAAGGAAGAACUCAUCGGGCAGCUCAAACCCAUGUUUCAUGGCAUCAAGUGGACUUGCAGCAACGGGAAUAGCAGCACUGGCUUCUCAGCAGAGCAGCUGGUGCAGCAAAUUCUGGACAGCCACCAGACCAAACCACCUCCCCGGACUCACAACUGCCUCUGCACGGGAAACCUGGGUGCUGGGAGCAGCCUGCAUCACAAAUGCAACAGUGCCAAACACCGUAUCAUCUCCCCGAAAGUGGACCCACGCACUGGAGGCGCCUACAGCAGCACCCACUCCGAAGUUCAGAACAACGACGUGUCAGAGGGAAAGACGGAGCACAGUCACGGCGGGGGCAAAAACGGCAGGGCAGGGGCAGACGGCGCUGGUGGAACGGGCGGCCGAGAGAAAAGGAACGGCAAGGUGCACAAGCCAGCGCUGCUCCACCAGAACAGCAUGGAGGUGUCCUCAUCCAACCAGGUGGAAGUGCCAGAUACCACCCAGAGCUCACCUGUCUCCAUUAGCAGCGGGCUAAACUCCGACCCUGAUAUGGCCGACAGUCCCGUGGUGACAGGAAUGGGCCACGUAGCCUCGGUAAUGAGCAGCCUGUCUCAGUCUGCCACUGUAUUCAUGUCAGAGGUCUCUGGAGACCCUGUCUAUAGCAUGUCCCCCACUGUAGACCCUAACGCUCACCUCUUGGGGCCCGACACAGCCUCAAGCAGUCUGGUGUUAGCAGUGACAGCCGACAGUCACAAAUUUGCCUUUGCUGGAGCGGUUGGAGUGGGGUUAGCAGACGCAGGGUCCACAGACGGACUUGCUAUGCUGUCCACAGCCAGUGUGUCUGAAGAACUGGUGCUGACUAGUAACCUGGAAUCUGGGAGUAUUAAGCUGCCCGAGACUAAUAUGAACUUUGACCCUGACUGCUUCCUCAACAACCCCAAGCAAGGUCAGACCUACGGAGGGAAUGGGCUGAAAACCGAGGAGAGCAGCAGGAGCAGCUGCAGUAACGGAGGGUUGAGGUGUUCCCCGCCGCUCAACGACAACAGUUACGGCUUCAAUACCUCUCUGGUGAAGAACAUCAAAACGGAGGACACGUCAUUUGAACAGCAGCUGGCAAAAGAGAGUGGAUAUCAGGUUGGAGAAGUGGUGAGUGGUGCUGUCAGUAUGUCUGGUUCCUCAAACGGCGGUUCGGCCCAAAACUCCCUGGCUCUGACACCCACUGGUUCACUGUUGCCGUCUGGAGGUGGACUCAGUCCCAGCACUACCCUUGAGCAGAUGGAUUUCAGUGCAAUUGAUGCCAAGCAAGACUACCCAUCCAGUGUUAUGUCAGCGGCGGGCUACGGCCAGUCGAUCUCCAGCUCUCACCUGGCCCACCAGAGUCACUCCCCCAGCUUCUUCCUGCAAGGUUCUCCACAGUCCCAAACCCAGAACAACUCCAGUUCGACCCAGAACUCUCACGACUCCAAUGCCUACAUGGGCAUGUCUGUCGUCAAAACAGACUCAACGGGAACUAAUGGGCAUCUCCACCACCAUCAUCAUACCCACCCCAGCCAGCGCACUGCCUCUAACUGCAACGGCGGCUCUCCAACCGAACGUAAUGGACCGGCUGGGUCGCUCCAGCUUCUGCAGUACCAGAACCGCUUUCCAACACCGGUUCAGGAGCAUGAGGAAGUGGGUGGUUUGGAACAGCCAAUAGGAGCAGAACAAGGAGAAGGAGGUGUUCAAGAGAAGGACUCGGAUGGUCUUAUGAAACCAGGGGAGCAUUUGCAGACUGGUGAAGGAGGCGAAGCCGAGGGUGUAGGAGGCGCAGAGCAUUACCUCCAGCAACCAACGGAAGGUGGUGGAGUCGGGCCGGGAUCUGGAGGAACGAGCGCGAGGGCAGAAAGUGGAACCCUGUGCAAUGAUGCCGAGGCAAGUGGAACCACCAGUCAACAGCUCCAGCCGCUCCUGCAAGGAGCCGGUUUGGUGCAGGGGCUUUUUAGCACCGUGGGCGCCCAUCAGAGCCUGGGCAGUAGUGGAACCAACGGAGGGGGCUCCAUGGAGAUUAAUCUGGACCACUUUGAUGUUUCCUUCGGGAAUCAGUUCUCAGAUCUCAUCAAUGACUUCAUUUCGGUAGAGGGUGGAAGUGGAACGGCGGUAGUGGCAGGUGCCAAUGCUCUCUACAGCCAUCAGCUGAUGACCCAUUCAGGAACAGAGGGGCAGGUCUCCUCUGGAACUGCUGCGCAACAAGGUGCAGAUGAAGUAGCUCAUGGGGCAAGGGGGUACAAUUCUGCAGACCUCUGUCUCCAGUCCUGUUGCAGCCCUCAGUCUACACAGGCUGGGGCAGUGGCAGGUGAGGCAGGACAGCUGGCAUAUAUGCAGGUGGCCGAGGCCGUGUCGGCAGCUGUGGCGCAUGGAAACAUGGGAAUGUUACAGGCUACCGGAAGGCUUUUUGUGGUGACAGACUAUUCUCCAGAGUGGUCUUAUCCUGAGGGUGGUGUGAAGGUGCUGAUCACCGGUCCAUGGCAGGAGGCCAGCAGUGAAUAUACCUGUCUGUUUGAUCAGAUAACAGUUCCAGCCUCCCUAAUCCAGCCCGGGGUGCUACGCUGUUACUGCCCAGCUCAUGACACAGGCCUGGUGACCCUGCAGGUAGCAGCCAGCAGUCAAAUCAUCUCCAAUUCAGUGGUGUUUGAGUAUAAAGCCCGUGCCCUGCCUGCCCUGCCCUCUUCUCAACACGACUGGCUCUCACUGGACGAUAACCAGUUCAGAAUGUCCAUCUUGGAACGCCUAGAGCAGAUGGAGCGAAGGAUGGCAGAGAUGGCUGGUCAGCAGCAGCAACUGACCAGUGGAGGGCCAUCUGAGAGUGGAGGAACCGGAACUGGAGGAGAAGGAGGAAGAAGCAAUUCUGAACAGGCGCAGUUCUCACCAGGUCAGGGUCAAAGCCAGGGUCAAGGUCCAGCUGGCAACUCGUUUGAGAGCCGUGUGGUGGUAGUUUGUGAAAAGAUGAUGAACCGUGCAUGCUGGGCCAAGUCCAAGCACCUGAUCCACUCCAAGACAUUCAGGGGCAUGACUCUUCUUCAUCUGGCAGCCGCCCAGGGCUACACCACACUUAUCCAAACACUUAUCAAGUGGCGCACUAAGCACGCAGACAGUAUUGACCUGGAACUUGAGGUCGAUCCUCUAAACGUGGAUCAUUUCUCUUGCACACCAUUGAUGUGGGCUUGCGCUUUGGGUCAUAUGGAAGCAGCAGUGGUUCUGUAUAAAUGGGAUCGGCGAGCUUUGGCCAUCCCAGAUUCUUUGGGUCGCUUACCGCUGGCUAUUGCCCGGUCCCGUGGCCAUACCAAGCUGGCAGAAUGUCUGGAAAGCCUUCAAAGGGAGGAGCAGCAGUCAGGAGCACUGAAUACAACUCCCAGCAUGCCUUUCUCACCAUCUACUGAGACCUCAGCUGCAGAGGGGUGGAUGAAUGUUUGGGGUUCAGAGACAUCUUCAAUUGGGCUGAAAGGAAGCAACAUCACUAGUUCUGCUUCCAGUUCCAGCUCAGACUUGAGGAGACCCAGGUCGGAACCAUCUAGUUUCUAUAGCAAUGUUAGUCAUGGGGAUGCCCCGUUGAGCAAGAAACACAAACCCAACCCCGAGACCCUUCAAACUCGGCCCAGCAAACCCUGCUCUGCACCUCUCGGACUAGAAGAACAGACCCACAAGCCUAAAACAAGCCCUUCUAAACUGAGGGAAGGUACUGCAGAGAAAGAGCAAGGAGAUGGUGAGCAGUCUCAGACUAAGCUGGGCUCAACUUGUGGAGGUGGGAGCUGGGGUUCCAGACAGGCUGCAGGACGCAGAGUGCCAACUGUAGGACUUGGCAAGGAAAGGCUUGCGAACAGACUGAGAUUAAGAGAGAUUGCUAGUGCGGGAACAAUCUCUGAUCUGCGGACAACCCAAGAGGAUCUGGAGAAUGCAGGAGGCCUGCAGAACAUGAACAUGAUGACUUUAGCAGAGGAAGUCAUUGAGGCGACAUCUGAUCGUAUCAAGAGGGAAAACUUUGUUGCAUCAGAAACAACACUGGAUGGUGUUGGAGUCAGCAGCACCAUGAGCUGGUUGGCCAGUUACCUUGGAGAUGCAGAGAGGUUCCUGUUUAACAAGCCCCUAACUUCCUCUCCUGGACUGGGCCCAGUGCACGGUGGAGGACAGCCAGAACUCGAUGGUUCUCUUGGGAAGCUUGGCCUCCAAACCCCUGCUGAAUGGACUGCGCUCCUCAAUGCCUCCCACAACAAGGAGGAGCGCGACCUGACCCAGCUGGCCCUGUCUGAUCCCGAACAGAGAGAACUUUAUGAGGCAGCCCGGCAGGUCCAGAACACCUUCCGCAAAUACAAGGGUCGUCCACUUCGGGAGCAGCAGGAACUGGCAGCUGCUGUCAUUCAGCGCUGUUAUAAGAGGUACAAACAGCUGACAUGGAUAGCCUUGAAGUAUGCACUUUAUAAGAAGAUGACGCUGGCCGCCAUCCUUAUCCAGAGUAAAUUCCGCAGCUACCACGAACAGAAGAAGUUCCAGCAGAGUCGCAGGGCAGCCAUGCUGAUCCAGCAAUAUUACCGCAGCUACAAAGAGCUUGGCCGGCCGAACCCAUGCAGCCGAGCCACUGCAGCUGCACUGGUGCAGCAAAAACUCAGAAGUUUACUGACCAAGAGACAAGACCAGGCUGCCAGAAAAAUAAUGCGGUUUCUCCUGCGGUGCCGUCACAGCCCCUUGAUGGACCAUAGACUAUUCAAACGGGGUGAAAGAAUUGAGAAAGGCCAAGGAACAUGAGAGCGCAGCAAAGAGCCCCGUCGCAAUGUAACAUCUCCGAGCGGACUCUUUCUCUUCAUUGCGUUUUUACAAGAGAUAAACAAUUUACAAAAAAAGCAAAAAUUCUUCAGGAAGGGGGACACGGAAGAUCAUCGGAUAUGCGACGGUUGAACUCUAGCAGCGUUGUGACUGAUUCUGCUCCUGCAUUAUGUAUUUUCUCGCUCCCGGGGAACUGAAAUCAAGACUAUUGGGGAAAUAUGACAUUAUCUUCAUGGCAUUUUUGCACUCUUCAUAGAUUUUUUUUCUUUAGAUUACAGAAAAAAACAAAAACAAAGGAAGACCAAGGAGCAAAGACUUUUUAUUCCGACGAAGCUUGUAAAAUAUCACGCGACAUGAACAGAUCAACGUCAGAAAAACGUCAUGCUGGAGGCUGCUUCAGAUUACAUUUUUAUAUUUUGAAAGGAAAAAAAAAGACAACAAUCAACAAGUUUGGGGGGGGGGGCAAAACCUAGAAAAUGUAAACCAAAAAAAGGCCUCAUUGCAGUGACCAUAUGCAUGCAGAGUAUUUGAAAUCAGUCUCUCAUCUCCACAAAUCUUUGUUUUAUGACAAAUGCUGUCCGUUCAUUCAAAGGGAAGCCUUCAUAUGAAUGUAGAUGGGGUCAGGGCAAAAAUGCUGGGUUUGAAAUAUCAGUGUCUUACCUUUGUCUUUAUGGGUGUUAGGGGACUUCUGACAACAAAUUGGGGGAUUGAAGUGAAGCCCUCUGGGCUACUGUUUCGUGUGCACUGUUUUCGACUUUCUUAUGGGUCCUUUUCUUAAUGUCAUUUUUGCUGGCCUGACUUUGUGUGUCCUGUGUUUGUUGAAUUGAAUCUGGAUACAGUGCAUGUGUUUGAGCAAAAUGCUCCUGCAUGCUAUGUAAAUGUUUUUUGUGUUUUAUUUUCAUUCAUUCAUAUUGGUGAUAUUGUGGCACCAUCAAACUAGACUGUAUAAGCCUGUUUGUUUUCGAGUACAUUGUUAUAAAACCAUUAUUUUUAUAUAGUUUAAUUAUUUAUUUAUAAGCUUUCUUAACUUUUUUUGCCUUUAGCAUUAUUGCAUUUUUUUUUAAUUGUGUGAAGGUUUUAAAAAACUCCUGACCUUUUUUAAUGUGAACUGUACUAUCCAUUGUGCCACAGCGCCAAACGUAUAUUUGCAAAGGUUAUCUUCCAUUUUUGUGUGUGUGCGUGUUGUGAUACGUUUCUUCAUUGUUACUGUUGGUUGAUUUCGAAGAGCUCCAGAAAGCCUCCACAAGCUUUCCCGUGGAGUUUCACUGAACAUUGCCUUGACUUCUUGACUUUUUGAAGGGUCCCUAUACAGAAGCUUCAAAAAAAACUACAAAAAUCCAUAUUUUUGACUAUUUAAGUGGUCCCUGUACAUAUGAAGAUGGGUGAAGGAACACUGAUAGCCAGAAACUUUUUCCGAAGAGGAUUGUAUUUAAGAAUAUAUAGUAUUUUAUUCAUAAAUUGGAUUAUAACACAUUAAGAGACAAACAAAAAAUAUAUUGUAUAGUUUUCUUUGAACGCCCAAGAUGUACGGUUUGUAAAUAUUGUAAAUACUGGUUGCGAAGAAGGAGCCAUGUGCAUGAAACUUUAAGACAUUGAGCAUAAUGUAAAGAUCAAAUGUAGUGGCAAUGGUCUGUAAUACGAUUUGAACAACUUCACUGGAAGACUUUGUUGAAAAUGUUCUUUCACAGAACAUUCUCUCAAGCAUGACAUGAUUCACGAUAAAACCGUAGAUUUAGCGGAAGAGCCAAGCGAAUCCAUUAGACACAGCAGGAUCUUUCUUUUUCAGGGUUAGCGGAAAUAAAAUAGUAUUUUGUUUGGCUUUGUUUUAACCGAUGGUGACCAGUCAUGUGAAUGCUACAGGACUUAAAUAAGCUAUUCCUUUGAGAAGUAUUGGAAGAAUUAGUAUUGAAUGAGCAAACUUCACUCACACACCCAACAGUUACAGCUGAGGUUUCUACGAUACAUGGGGAUGAAAUGUCUCCACGGUUUUGUCUUGUAUACCAUUACUAGAAAGUGUACUCACAUUUUAUCGUCUUGAACUCAUCGUGAACAAUGGUAUUGGAUGGAGUCAGGAGGUUAAACGCAGGUCAUGUAAUUAAAAAGGAUGUUGACGUGAGGGUUGUGAAUGGUUAUUUCCAGCAGGCGAUUUCCAUACACGUGCUUACAUGCGAGAAUCAAACACUGAGAGGCCACGAAAACGGUCAUGGAUACAUAUUGUGAAUGUAGCUCAAAACACGUAUGUUUCGACUGCCAUGUUCAUAGCUUUCUUUUUGAUUGUUUCUUCAUUUCUUGGGGGGCUGCUACCAACUUUCAAAACCCCAUGGUUGAGUCACACCGAAUCAUAUUGAUUUCUGUCGUACGUUUUGUUUUUCGUUUGCGCUCGUGCCAGCUAUAUAGAAAUAAGCGUCUUUCACAGAUUUCCCUGAAAGAAAUUUGAGACUGACCCCCUGAACUUCCAAAGCGAUUUCAGCUGAUGAGAGGCAUCAUUUUAACUUACACCAGCACAUUUAGCCUGUUAAAGAAAGCAAGGACGAGGAAAGAAUGUGGUGCUUAUCUGCUGAAAUGUAGUUUUAUUUCUAUUCCCCACAUGUAGAUCCAUUGUUUUAGAAGUUAAAUGUUUCCUCAUGAUCUCAGAGACUCAGUAUCAGUAUUAUUAUAGAAAGUGCCUAAAACAUUCAACCGAUAUCAGGAGUGUGUCGUUCCUAAAGUUGUUCCAUAUGAACCAGUUGCUCAUUUUUUAACGGUAUGCAACGCUAAAGGCUAGUUUUACUGUCCAAACAGGAGCCCAGGUCUGUUUUCUCCUCUCACACCCUUUUCACUCCUUAAACACGGACACAGAGUGUGAAGGCACCUUUCAUUUUGAGUUUUUUUUUGUCGCCUGCUCAUUCUGAUUAUAUCUCCACAAAGCGACUUUGAGUGACCCAGUAACAUACUAUGCAUGCUUUCAUUAUUUCUUUCAUUUUGUAUACUUUUCUUUCUCUUUUUCCAUGUCAGAUCUAAACUGGGCCAGAAAAGUAGGACACGCUCAGUGUAGUUGGCGCAUUAUGUUAUAACUCCAUCCGGUUGUUAGUUUCAAGUCAGAGCACAACUCCAAGCAAAGGUGGCCGCCCUUUACAUCCCUUUCCUUUUCCGGCCCGACUUGAAACUUCAGGAAAUCAUACGCGAAAGUCCUCAGUAUCCACCAGGAAAAGCUGUUUAUGGAUCACCAGGUAUAUGUAUCUCAGUUUGGGUCAUUCAUCUUAGGCAAGGGAAAAAUCUGCCUCCCUUUUGUAGUUUUACUCAGGGUGCUAAAACAGGGAGAUGGUGUUUAGCAUGGAGACUAGAUUAGGCUAUAGGUUAAGUCUCCAGGUUCAGCUCAGAAUCAACAGGAGAAACCACUGGGAAUAUGUACUUCCAUAUGUACGUUCGCUUUGUUACAAAACCACUGCUUUCAGAGACAGACCGCCACUCGGGUAACAGGAUAGACUAUGUUUAUAGAGUUUUUAGACCAUUUUUCCAAAACUGAGCAGGUAUCAUUGUUCGUGCAGGUAUCACCGCUCAUUUAGUAUUGCCAUAUCCCCAUGGGAUUGGGAAUGCAUAAGUAUACCUCAGCGCCAAAUACCUUCAGAAUAAGGUGGGAGAUCCCGUCCUCUUAUGAAACAGCUCAACAUACGUGCAUCCGGAUCAUGCUUUCCGUAUUUUUGUGUCAGAUAAGAGAAAUAUGCACUUUGUACAGCUCACCAUCUGAGCCCUGGUACGUUGUAAGCGCGUCUGUGAGUGUGCUUUAUCUCGACGGAUGACCACAUGAGACCACAGUGAAGGUUAUAGCAAAACGAGGGAAAACAAUAUACUGGUGCAGUUGGAAGUUUGUACGAUGUCCUAAAUCCUCUCUUUGGAGCUCCGGAAAUGCAGGUUGGGCUUAAACAGAACUGAAAAUCCACUCGAUUAUAAGCUUUUCACUUACAAGUACAGAGCAAUAAACACUUUGUUGUAGACAAGCUCUUUAGGUUGAAAGAAUAUGGAUAAGUCAAACAUAAAAAAAUAAAUAAAAAUAGAAAGAAAGAAAAACAAACAAAAAAACAUUGGGACAUGCUUAGUUCACUUCCUCUUAUGCAAUUACAGGUACACAGAGAGAGGUGUUCAGUGGUCUGUGGACAUUGAGUUCAUAUUUCCCAGCCCUAAUGCACGUUUUCAUCAUUUUAAAAUGAAGAAUA
Molecule: messenger RNA, 9494 nt
Organism: Cyprinus carpio (common carp)
Lineage: Eukaryota; Metazoa; Chordata; Actinopteri; Cypriniformes; Cyprinidae
Product: calmodulin binding transcription activator 1b
Exons: 23
Coding region: 217-5283 (1688 amino acids)
Biological process (GO): regulation of transcription by RNA polymerase II
Cellular component (GO): nucleus
Molecular function (GO): transcription coregulator activity; protein binding; double-stranded DNA binding
Source: RefSeq, a predicted model, not a curated record